CCUCACUUCCAGCAAACACGACGAUGAGAUGGAAGAAAACGGAGAAAAUUCUGAGCUCAACCAUCCAACGGCGUGAGGCCAGUCAAGACUGUUUGGUACCAACAGGAACCUCGUUGGUUGUUGUAGCCUCGACAACACAGAAAGGCAGCGGCUUAUAAGAUACACCCGUGACGGGCGCGAACCCGAAAGCUUGAUCAGCACCUCCAAAUGAAGACGCCCGACCCAUUCAUCAAUCAUUGAAUUGAGCCUUCACUUUCAACCCUCGCUGCCGCCUUCGGCUCGGAUGAAAGCAUGUCCUCCCAAGACUCAAACCCGAAAAAGAACCUGAUAAUCGAUACCGACCUCUUCAGUGACGUCGACGACGCCGGCGCCCUCCUCCUGGCAUCCACCUCCCUCCACAUCAAUCUCCUCGGCGUCCUGGUCAAUAAACCCUCCACCUACUCUGUCCUCGCCGCCUCCGCAAUCGUCUCAUACUACACCCGUUCUCAAAACAAGGCCAUCCCCAUCGGCGUGUUCCGCCACCCAACCAGCGAUGGCACUGUAACACCCCUUCCUGACACCACCUUUCUCGACGUGGUGCACUGGCACCUAGGGGAAUUCGCUUCCAAAAUCGCCUACCAGUUCGGCUCCCCUUCUUCGCCCGACUAUGUCAAAAAACCCAAGGGACCAAGCAUACCAUGGGGACACGCCGCAGACGCCUGGGACGCAGUUCAACUUUAUCGAAAGCUGCUCAGCGAAGCGGACGACGAGAGCGUAACUAUUGCUUCGAUAGGAUUUCUUGAUAACCUGUCACUUCUCCUCGACUCAAAACCUGAUUCGCUUUCUCCAUUGACUGGGCGCCAGUUAAUAUCGCAGAAGGUGGCAGAGCUGGUGGUCAUGGGGGGUCGAUACCCAGAGGGAAGAAGUUGGAAUUUCUUUGGUUCUGAUCCCGACUCGCCUCAUCAUAAUGGUGGACGCGGACUGGGAUUGGGACCUAAGGGGACGGCGAAUGUAGUUAAUAAUUGGCCGACACUUCAAAAGGAUGGGUGGAAAGGAAGGGUGGUGUACGUCAGUGAUGAAGUUGGUGGGAACGUCUUAACCGGCGCAGAGUUGGUGAAGAAGGGGCCGAAGGGGGAUCCGGUCGGUCGCGCUUAUGGGUAUUAUGCUUAUGGCGAGGCGAGACCGAGUUGGGAUCCGGUGGCGGUGUUGUAUGCCAUUGAUGGAUUGGGGGAGCUGUUCAAGUAUGAUGAGCGGUACGGACAUGGAAGGAACUGGGUGGAUGACCAAGAUGGAUCAAAUAGGUGGAUUUGGGAAGAAGACACGAAGAAUCAGUUUGUGCUGGCGUCGAUGGCAGAUCAUGAGACGGUGGCAAGGGAGAUUGAUCGCUUGUUUCUCGAGGGAGCGUUGAGCGCGGUCACGGAAAGGGCUGGCCCGUGACCUACUGUAUCGAGAAGACGGACAGGUCCCAAGUUCUGAGGUCAGCUAUUUGGAAACCACUGCACUCGUUCCAACCUGGUGCUUCCCUGGUUCCAUAACGAUGAUUACAUCGAAGGUUCUAAUCAUAGUGUAUUCAAAGUUUACCUAGUACUAGUAGAAUGACUGAGCUAUAUUAUUCCCG
Neurospora hispaniola is the source of this 1597-nucleotide messenger RNA. RefSeq names its product Inosine/uridine-preferring nucleoside hydrolase domain-containing protein. Lineage: Eukaryota; Fungi; Ascomycota; Sordariomycetes; Sordariales; Sordariaceae. Gene Ontology annotation, molecular function: hydrolase activity, hydrolyzing N-glycosyl compounds. The coding region runs from base 292 to 1416 and encodes 374 amino acids. The record is from RefSeq and is a predicted model, not a curated record. The transcript is spliced from 2 exons.